Messenger RNA from Microthlaspi erraticum, 1182 nucleotides. NCBI's taxonomy places the organism in Eukaryota, Viridiplantae, Streptophyta, Magnoliopsida, Brassicales, Brassicaceae. The record is from the annotation of a GenBank genome assembly.
AUGAAGAGGGAUGUAGCAGACUGGGUUGCGAAGUGCAACACUUGUGCCUUGGUGAAGGCAGAGCAUCAGGUUCCGGGUGGUCUUUUGCAGAGUUUACCCAUUCCAGAGUGGAAGUGGGACAGGAUUACGAUGGAUUUCGUGGUUGGACUACCUGUUUCGAGGACUUUCGAUGCUAUCUGGGUGAUUGUGGAUCGGUUGACUAAGUCUGCACAUUUCUUGGCCAUCAAGAAGACAGAUGGAGCUGCUGUCUUGGCUAGGAAGUUUGUGCGAGAGAUUGUGAGGCUGCAUGGAGUGCCAGCUAGUAUUGUGUCAGACCGUGAUCCCAGAUUCACUUCAGAGUUUUGGAGGGCGUUUCAGGCAGAGAUGGGCACUAAGGUGCAUCUGAGUACAGCUUAUCAUCCGCAGACAGAUGGUCAGUCAGAGAGGACUAUUCAGACUUUGGAGGAUUUGCUGAGGAUGUGUGUGUUGGAUUGGGGUGGCCAUUGGGCAGAUCACCUGAGCUUAGUUGAGUUUGCAUACAACAACAGCUUUCAGGCGAGUAUUGGCAUGGCUCCAUUUGAGGCUUUGUAUGGGAGGCCAUGUAGGACACCCCUAUGCUGGACCCAAGUGGGGGAGCGCAGCAUGUAUGGAGCUACUUAUGUUCAGGAGACGACAGAGAAGGUUCGUGUUGUGAGGCUGAACAUGAAGGAGGCUCAGGAUAGGCAGAAGAGUUAUGCAGAUAGACGCAGACGAGAGCUUGAGUUUCAGGUUGGAGAUAGAGUUUAUCUCAAGAUGGCUAUGUUGAGGGGUCCUAACAGAUCCAUAGCAGAGAACAAGCUGAGUCCGCGAUUUAUGGGUCCGUUUCCAGUAGUGGAGCGAGUUGGGCCAUUGGCUUACAGGCUGGAGUUGCCUGAGAUUAUGAAAGCCUUUCACAAGGUUUUUCAUGUGUCGAUGCUGAGGAAGUGUCUUCACCCUACAGAGGAGUUAGUGGCUAGGAUUCCAGAGGAUCUUCAGCCAGAUUUGACAGUGCCGGCAGUGCCUAUGAGGAUUUUAGAGAGGAGGGAAAAGGUUCUGAGGAACAAGAGGAUUCCCUUACUGAGGAUUUUGUGGGAUUGCAGUGGUUCUACAGAGGAGACUUGGGAGCCAGAGGCAAAGAUGAAGUUGAAGUUCAGGAAGUGGUUCGACAAGCAGGUCGAGGAGUGA